AUGAAGCCCAGAGCAGAGUGCUGUUCCCCCAAGUUCUGGUUGGUGCUGGCCGUCCUGGCCGUUUCAGGCAGCAGAGCUCGUUCUCAGAAGAGCCCGCCCAGCAUUGGCAUUGCUGUCAUCCUCGUGGGCACUUCAGACGAGGUGGCCAUCAAAGAUGCCCACGAGAAAGAUGACUUCCACCAUCUCUCUGUGGUGCCCCGCGUGGAGCUGGUAGCCAUGAACGAGACGGACCCGAAGAGCAUCAUAACCCGCAUCUGUGAUCUCAUGUCUGACCGGAAGAUCCAGGGGGUGGUGUUUGCUGACGACACGGAUCAGGAAGCCAUCGCCCAGAUCCUUGACUUCAUUUCAGCCCAGACUCUCACCCCCAUCCUGGGCAUCCACGGGGGCUCCUCCAUGAUAAUGGCAGACAAGGAUGAAUCCUCAAUGUUCUUCCAGUUUGGCCCAUCGAUUGAACAGCAAGCUUCCGUGAUGCUCAACAUCAUGGAAGAGUAUGACUGGUACAUCUUCUCUAUCGUCACCACCUACUUCCCUGGCUACCAGGACUUUGUAAACAAGAUUCGCAGCACCAUCGAGAAUAGCUUCGUGGGCUGGGAGUUAGAGGAAGUCCUCCUGCUGGACAUGUCCCUGGACGAUGGAGAUUCUAAGAUCCAGAACCAGCUCAAGAAACUUCAAAGCCCCAUCAUUCUACUUUAUUGUACUAAGGAAGAAGCCACCUACAUCUUCGAGGUGGCUAACUCAGUAGGGCUGACUGGCUACGGCUACACGUGGAUUGUGCCUAGUCUGGUGGCAGGGGACACAGACACAGUGCCCUCGGAGUUCCCCACCGGGCUGAUCUCUGUGUCCUAUGAUGAAUGGGACUAUGGCCUCCCUGCCAGAGUGAGGGAUGGAAUCGCCAUCAUCACCACCGCUGCUUCUGACAUGCUGUCUGAACACAGCUUCAUCCCUGAGCCCAAAAGCAGCUGUUACAACACCCAUGAGAAGAGAAUCUACCAGUCCAAUAUGCUGAACAGGUAUCUGAUCAAUGUCACUUUUGAGGGGAGAAAUCUGUCCUUCAGUGAAGACGGCUACCAGAUGCACCCGAAACUGGUGAUCAUCCUUCUGAACAAGGAGAGGAAGUGGGAGAGGGUGGGAAAGUGGAAAGACAAAUCCUUGCAGAUGAAGUACUACGUGUGGCCCCGAAUGUGUCCUGAGACGGAAGAGCAGGAGGAUGACCAUCUGAGCAUCGUAACGCUGGAGGAGGCCCCAUUCGUCAUCGUGGAAAGCGUGGACCCUCUGAGUGGAACCUGCAUGAGGAACACGGUCCCCUGCCAGAAGCGCAUCAUCUCUGAAAAUAAAACAGAUGAGGAGCCAGGUUACAUCAAAAAAUGCUGCAAGGGGUUCUGUAUCGACAUCCUUAAGAAGAUUUCUAAAUCUGUGAAGUUUACCUAUGAUCUUUACCUGGUUACCAAUGGCAAACAUGGGAAGAAAAUCAAUGGAACCUGGAAUGGUAUGAUUGGAGAGGUGGUCAUGAAGAGGGCCUACAUGGCGGUGGGGUCACUGACCAUCAACGAGGAGCGAUCGGAGGUGGUCGACUUCUCUGUGCCCUUCAUAGAGACUGGCAUCAGUGUCAUGGUGUCACGCAGCAAUGGGACCGUCUCACCUUCUGCCUUCUUAGAGCCGUUCAGUGCCGACGUGUGGGUGAUGAUGUUCGUGAUGCUGCUUAUCGUCUCGGCCGUGGCCGUCUUCGUCUUCGAGUACUUUAGCCCCGUGGGUUACAACAGGUGCCUCGCCGAUGGCAGAGAGCCAGGUGGCCCAUCUUUCACCAUCGGCAAAGCCAUUUGGUUACUGUGGGGUCUGGUGUUUAACAACUCCGUCCCCGUGCAGAACCCGAAGGGGACCACCUCCAAGAUCAUGGUGUCGGUGUGGGCCUUCUUUGCUGUCAUCUUCCUGGCCAGCUACACUGCCAACUUAGCUGCCUUCAUGAUCCAAGAGGAGUACGUGGACCAGGUUUCCGGCCUGAGUGACAAGAAGUUCCAGAGACCUAAUGACUUCUCACCCCCUUUCCGCUUUGGCACUGUGCCCAACGGCAGCACGGAGAGGAAUAUUCGCAAUAACUACGCAGAGAUGCAUGCCUACAUGGGGAAGUUCAACCAGAGGGGUGUGGAUGAUGCAUUGCUCUCCCUGAAAACAGGGAAAUUGGAUGCCUUCAUCUACGAUGCAGCAGUGCUGAACUACAUGGCAGGCAGAGAUGAAGGCUGCAAGCUGGUGACCAUUGGCAGCGGGAAGGUCUUUGCUUCCACAGGUUAUGGCAUUGCCAUCCAAAAGGAUUCUGGAUGGAAGCGCCAAGUGGACCUUGCCAUCCUGCAGCUUUUCGGAGAUGGGGAGAUGGAGGAGCUGGAAGCUCUGUGGCUCACAGGCAUCUGCCACAAUGAGAAGAACGAGGUCAUGAGCAGCCAGCUGGACAUCGACAACAUGGCGGGCGUCUUCUACAUGCUGGGGGCGGCCAUGGCUCUCAGCCUCAUCACCUUCAUCUGCGAACACCUCUUCUAUUGGCAGUUCCGGCACUGCUUUAUGGGUGUCUGUUCUGGCAAGCCUGGCAUGGUCUUCUCCAUCAGCAGAGGUAUCUACAGCUGCAUCCACGGGGUGGCCAUCGAGGAGCGCCAGUCUGUGAUGAAUUCCCCCACCGCGACCAUGAACAACACACACUCCAACAUCCUGCGUCUGCUUCGCACAGCCAAAAACAUGGCCAACCUGUCCGGGGUAAAUGGCUCCCCGCAAAGCGCCCUGGACUUCAUCCGCCGUGAGUCAUCUGUCUAUGACAUCUCCGAGCACCGCCGCAGCUUCACACACUCGGACUGCAAAUCCUACAACAACCCGCCCUGCGAGGAGAACCUCUUCAGCGACUACAUCAGCGAGGUGGAGAGGACUUUCGGCAACCUGCAGCUGAAGGACAGCAACGUGUACCAGGACCACUACCACCACCACCACCGGCCCCACAGUAUCGGCAGCGCCAGCUCCAUCGACGGGCUCUACGACUGCGACAACCCCCCCUUCACCACGCAGCCCAGGUCCCUGGGCAAGAAGCCCCUGGACAUCGGUCUCCCCCCCUCCAAGCACAGCCAGCUCAGCGACUUGUACGGCAAGUUCUCGUUCAAGAGCGACCGCUACAGCGGCCACGACGACCUGAUCCGCUCCGACGUGUCGGACAUCUCCACCCACACGGUCACCUACGGCAACAUCGAGGGCAACGCUGCCAAGAGGCGGAAGCAGCAGUACAAGGACAGCUUGAAGAAGCGGCCGGCCUCGGCCAAGUCCCGCCGCGAGUUCGACGAGAUCGAGCUGGCCUACCGCCGCCGGCCGCCCCGCUCCCCCGACCACAAGCGCUACUUCAGGGACAAGGAGGGGCUGCGGGACUUCUACCUGGACCAGUUCCGCACCAAGGAGACCUCGCCGCACUGGGAGCACGUGGACCUGACCGACAUCUACAAGGAGCGCGGCGAGGACUUCAAGCGCGACUCGGUCGGCGGAGGAGGGCCCUGCACCAACCGGUCGCACCUCAAACACGGGACGGGCGACAAGCACGGCGGGGUCGGCGGGGUCCCGGCCCCCUGGGAGAAGAACCUGACCAACGUGGACUGGGAGGAGCGCUCCGGGGGCAACUUCUGCCGCAGCUGCCCGUCGAAGCUGCACAACUACUCGACGGCGGUGGCCGGGCAGAACUCGGGCCGGCAGGCGUGCAUCCGCUGCGAGGCGUGCAAGAAGGCCGGCAACCUGUACGACAUCAGCGAGGACAACUCCCUGCAGGAGCUGGACCAGCCGGCCGCCCCGGUGGCCGCGACGUCCAGCGCGUCCACCGCCAAGUACCCCCAGAGCCCGACCAACUCCAAGGCCCAGAAGAAGACCCGGAACAAGCUGCGGCGCCAGCACUCCUACGACACCUUCGUGGACCUGCAGAAGGAGGAGGCCGCCCUGGCCCCGCGCAGCGUGAGCCUGAAAGACAAGGGCCGCUUCCUGGACGGCAGCCCCUACGCGCACAUGUUUGAGAUGCCGGCGGGCGAGAGCACUUUCGGCAAUGGCAAGGCGGCGGCGCCGGCCGCGGGACAUCACCACCACGGCAACCCCGGCGGCGGCGGCGGCAGCGGCGGCGGCGGCGGCGGCUACAUGCUCAGCAAGUCGCUCUACCCCGACCGGGUCACGCAGAACCCUUUCAUCCCCACUUUCGGGGACGACCAGUGCUUGCUCCACGGCAGCAAAUCCUACUUCUUCAGGCAGCCCACGGUGGCGGGGGCGCCGAAGGCCAGGCCGGACUUCCGCGCCCUUGUCACCAACAAGCCGGUGGUCUCGGCCCUGCACGGGGCUAUGCCAGGCCGUUUCCAGAAAGACAUCUGUAUAGGGAACCAGUCCAACCCCUGUGUGCCUAACAACAAAAACCCCAGGGCUUUCAAUGGCUCCAGCAAUGGGCAUGUGUAUGAGAAACUGUCUAGUAUUGAGUCUGAUGUCUGA
This is a messenger RNA of Hippopotamus amphibius kiboko, 4482 nucleotides long. It is a transcript of the gene GRIN2B, whose product is annotated as glutamate ionotropic receptor NMDA type subunit 2B. Gene Ontology annotation, cellular component: NMDA selective glutamate receptor complex; postsynaptic density membrane; postsynaptic membrane. Gene Ontology annotation, biological process: long-term synaptic potentiation; synaptic transmission, glutamatergic; monoatomic ion transport. The transcript has 12 exons. Lineage: Eukaryota; Metazoa; Chordata; Mammalia; Artiodactyla; Hippopotamidae. The coding region runs from base 1 to 4482 and encodes 1493 amino acids. The record is from RefSeq and is a predicted model, not a curated record. Gene Ontology annotation, molecular function: transmitter-gated monoatomic ion channel activity involved in regulation of postsynaptic membrane potential; NMDA glutamate receptor activity.